AUGACGAGCGUUGACUGUCCAGGGAAGGAAGGUGCGGGGGGCAGGAGGAAGAAUUUGGCCCUGCUGAGGAACAAGCUGUACAUGGGAGAGAGGAGGAGGACGGAGCCCGUGGUGGAGAGCACAGCUGCCGCUGGGGACCACGGCACCUUGAGGAGGAGUCAGUCCGACCGGACAGAGUACAGCCAGAAAUUACAAGAAAAGAUGGCCCCGCAGGUGGGGGGGUCCGCAACCCCUGCCACUUCGCUGCAGGAGGAUGAAGAACAGGUUAGCAGACGCAUGAUGGCCAAGAGAGUGAAAGUCAUUGCAGAACUCAUGCAGACAGAGAAAGACUAUAUCAGCGACCUGGAUCUCUGCAUCAGGGAAGUGAUUCAACCCCUGAGAAGCAAGCAGAUUGCUCACUUUGACGUGGAUGGCUUGUUUAGCAACAUUGAAUUGGUCCAUCAAGUAUCAGCCAAACUGCUGUCAUUGUUGGAAGAAGCCACGACAGAUGUGGAGCCACCCAUGCAAAUAAUCGGGGAAGUGUUCUUGCAGAUUAAAGGCCCACUAGAAGACACAUAUAAAAUCUACUGCUAUCGCCACGAUGAUGCACACACCAUGCUGGAAUCCUAUGAAAAGGAUGAAGAACUGAAGCAGCAUUUAAGACACUGUGUACAGUCCUUAAGAAAGAUAUAUGAGGAAGAAGGAAAGCCAAAUCUAACAGACAUGGGAUCCCUAAUGAUCAAACCAGUGCAACGGGUGAUGAAAUAUCCCUUGUUACUCUGUGAACUCUUGAAUUCAACUCCUGCUUCUCACCCUGACCACAAAGUGCUACAAGAUGCCCUUUUUGCUAUGAAAAACAUUAAUGUGAACAUCAAUGAACUUAAAAGGAGGAAAGACUUAGUGCUGAAGUAUAAGAGGCAUGAUGAUGAUGAAACCCUUAAAGAAAAGUUUUCCCGACUGAAUAUCCACUCCAUUAGCAAGAAAUCCAAGAGGGUCACCAGCCAUCUGAAAAUACUGACGGGGGGAGAACCUCAGGUGAAAGAUCAAACUUUUAAUAAGGAAGAAAAGUUGUUUCGACGUUUAGAGAAGACUGUGAAAUUGUGUGUGAAGAACAUUUCACUCUCCUCGCAACAUCUACAGGAUUCUAUACAUCUGGCUGCACAAAACAUAAUUUGGUUUCAGGAAAUCUUGCAAGACAAAGAUGAUGAAGUCAAUGACUGUUUGAAGAAACGGGACAACACUGCAAAUCUUUGUGAGGACCUGAUGGGGCAGCUGAACAAGCUCGUUUUGACUCCUCUCUCAGCACUGCAAGCUUUGUUUUCAGGCCCACAGAAGCUCAUCCAGAAGCGCUAUGACAAGUUGUUGGACUACCACAGCUACCUUCAGAGGUCAACAGGAGAAGAGCUGGACCUGGCAAAGAAAGACUAUGAGGCUCUAAAUGCACAGUUAGUGGAAGAACUUCAGGUAUUCAACAGAGCAGCCAAAAAAAUUGUGUUGAACUGCCUGCAUUGCUUCAUCACCCUCCUCAGGAAUAUUAUGUCUGUAGCACUCCAAUCAAAUUCUGCUGUGGUGGUGCCUGUUCCA
This is a messenger RNA of Merops nubicus (carmine bee-eater), 1563 nucleotides long. It is a transcript of the gene ARHGEF38, whose product is annotated as Rho guanine nucleotide exchange factor (GEF) 38. Gene Ontology annotation, cellular component: cytoplasm. Gene Ontology annotation, molecular function: guanyl-nucleotide exchange factor activity; protein binding. The transcript is spliced from 10 exons. The annotation marks the transcript as partial. NCBI's taxonomy places the organism in Eukaryota, Metazoa, Chordata, Aves, Coraciiformes, Meropidae. The record is from RefSeq and is a predicted model, not a curated record.